AUGGCCGAUGAUCACAAAAUCGACGGACAGGCGGCGCCAAACGGUGACGAGGAGAAUGCGGAAAUCUCGGCUACUGAGAUAGAGCAUGGGGAUGCUGGUGUCGGCGGUGAUGGCCACGAUGAUCAGAGAGUCACCUUGACAGAGGAGGACAACAAGAGAAUUCGCCGCAAAACUGACCGCGUCAUCCUGACCAUUCUAGUUUGGGUUUACUUUCUUCAGAUUCUGGACAAGACGAUACUUGGAUACAGCGCCAUAUUUGGGCUGCGAGAAGACGCGAAUCUGGAGGGCAACCAGUACUCGGUGGUCGGCUCCAUUGCCCCCAUUGCCCAGCUGGCUUGGCAGCCCUUCUCGUCCAUCUUGAUCGUCAAAGUACCACACCGGAUCCUCAUGCCGGUGCUCGUUCUGGGCUGGGGCAUUGCGCAGGCCUGCACGCCGGCCUGCCGCAGCUUCAGGAGCCUGCUCGUCGACCGCUUCUUCCUGGGCCUGUUCGAGGCCGGCUGCCUCCCCCUGUUUUCUAUCAUCACCAGUCAGUGGUACCGGAGAUCGGAGCAGCCAGUGCGAGUCGCCGCCUGGUAUGGGACCAACGGUCUGGCCACCAUUGUUGCCGCCCUUCUCUCGUACGGGCUAGGCAGCAUAAAGUCGCCGAUUCUUGCUCCCUGGCAGAUCAUCUUUUUGUGUACCGGCCUCGUCACCAUAGCUACCGCUCCGUUUAUCUACUGGAAACUGGACAGUGAUAUCCCCUCCGCCCGGUUCCUGACCAAGACGGAGCGUGCCCAGGCACUUGAACGACUCCGAGCCAACCAGACGGGCGUGGGAUCUCAAAACCUGAAAUGGAGCCAGGUUCUUGAGGCAUUCCUCGACGUUAAGACGUACCUCUUCAUCGCCAUGUCUCUCGCCAACAAUCUCGGCGCGCAGGUUACCAACACUUUCGGACCGUUGAUCCUGAGCGGUCUCGGCUUCGACAAGUACAAAACCACGCUGCUCAACAUCCCUUUUGGGGCCAUCCAGUACGUGAUCAUCUUAGCCGUUGCCUGGGCGGCGGCCAAGCUGCGGUGGAAAUCCAUCACGCUGUUGGCCAUUCUGGUGCCCAUCCUCGCAGGACUUGUGCUACUCUACGCGAUGCCGCGGGGCGAAGGGGGCCAGGCGCAGAACACUCCAGCGCUUCUGGCGGGGUACUACCUCCUUGCUUUCAUCUUUGGCUGCAACACACUCAUUGUGGCGUGGAUCCUCGCCAACACGGCGGGCCAGACCAAGAAGGCGGCCAUGAUGUCCCUCUACAACGCCGCUUCAUCCGCUGGAAACAUCAUUGGCCCGUUGCUGUUCACCGCUGCCGACGCUCCCUCCUACCUCCCUGGCCUCCGCAGCACGCUAGUCGUGUUUAUCGCCAUGGGGGUUGCCAUUCUUCUCCAGGCCGCCAAUCUCCGGCUGCUGAAUCGCCGACAGGCACGCCUGCGCGUUGCCCACGGUAAGCCUGCCCGUCUGCAUGACCGCUCGAUGGACCAUGAGUACGUGGCUGCUUCGGAAGACGAGGAUAGCACUCGCAACGGGACUGGUAAUCAGGCCUUUGCAGAUUUGACAGAUCGCGAGAACGACGAGUUCAUAUAUGUUUACUAG
Lasiosphaeria miniovina is the source of this 1614-nucleotide messenger RNA. Its product is annotated as major facilitator superfamily domain-containing protein. Gene Ontology annotation, molecular function: transmembrane transporter activity. Gene Ontology annotation, biological process: transmembrane transport. The transcript is spliced from 4 exons. Lineage: Eukaryota; Fungi; Ascomycota; Sordariomycetes; Sordariales; Lasiosphaeriaceae. The record is from RefSeq and is a predicted model, not a curated record. Bases 1 to 1614 code for a protein of 537 amino acids. Gene Ontology annotation, cellular component: membrane.